GCGUAAUCUUCAGUUCUAGAAUUCAGUUGUCACACACACUUUCAUGCUAGGAUAAGAACUGGGAGUUGGUACCUUGAGUACUAUACGCGCUAUGUGCUAGAAACCAAGACAAGACGUGGAUAAGCAAAAAAAAAGAGAGAAAAAGAGAUCAAUUACCUCGCUUUGUGCCUUUGUGCUCUGCCCUGCCUGUUGAUGGUGUUGUCGUCGAGAUCCAGCUGCCGAGCACUCAGAAUAUAUCAACAUUUGAAAAGAAUUUUUUCGGGAAUUGGUAGUACUUGAGGUCUCAGUGUGAGAUCUGGAAGCUGAGCUGAAACAUUGUAUCUCUGGAGACGUAAAAAUAGAUUCCGUUUAUAUCAUGAACUCCUUCCCUGGACGAUGAGGCAAAAGCAAGAAACCAUACAAUCAAGGAUGAUAAAUGGCACAUCUGACCUGUUCUCUAUACCUGAUGAUGAAUUCGCCGAGUUAGCAUGGGAGAAUGGUCAGAUUGUGAUGCAGAACCAGAACAGUAAGGCGAGAAAGGGCUCCUUCCCAAGCGGUGCCUUCUCCUCCCGGUAUGGCACUGUUCAAGAAAAGGAUACCAGGGAAAAAGUUGGUAAAUUUCCUCAUCCUGGUGCAGUUGAUGACCAUCAGCUGUCAAGAAGUUCCGCUGACAACGGAGAGAAUGCUCAAGAUGAUGAUAUUGUGCCGUGGAUCAGUUAUCCAAUUGAGGAAGUUUUGCCAAGUGAGACUCUCCAGAAUGAUUAUUGCGCUGAGUUCUUGAAUGAGUUCUCUGCAUUUGAUGUGAAUCCUCUAUCAACCCACAGGAGUAAUGUUGUUGGAACUGGUCGAACAGUGGGGUUAAGUCAAGAAAUUAGAAGGUCAAACAAUGUGGAACAUGGCCAUGUUCCAAAAGCACCUACAUGGAGCAGUUUGGGUUCGAGCAGAAUGAGAACCAGCCAUCCACAGCAAUUCCAAGCUCCAGCUCUCAAUUCCAAGUCAACAGUAGUUGACAUCAGGAGUAACGAUAAUAAUGUAGCUCAAGAACUCAACAGAAGGCUGCAGAAUCAGGGACCAGCGGGUUCCAAGCAGAAGCAGCAACAAGGCGGUAUGGGAACUCUGAUGAACUUCUCACAUUUUGCAAGACCCACUGCACUUGCUAAAGCAAACCCCCAUAGUUAUGCUGGAUCGCGAAGCAAUGAGAAGGCAUUUACUCCAAGCAGCAAUCCUGUCACUCUGAGACCAGUUGAAAGUAAUAGUGGCAGUAAGGAUAUUAACAAGGUACCAGGGCAAUCAGGCUCUGGUCCACUCAGGUUGGAAUUGGGAUCAUCCAUGAAGAAUCUUCAUGGAGGAGGCUCAGCUGAAUUUUCCAAUAAAAUCAGUGGGGAAGAUACUCUGAGGAGCAGUAAGAAUUGUACUAACUUGCCAGAUGGUCUUCCAAGUUCAAGCUUCGCAGCCAGUGUGGCUCUUUGUAGGCAUGACAACAGAAAAGAUGCUGAAGCAGUUAUGCCAUCUUCGUCUAUGUGUUCAGGGAAUAUCAAUGUAGCUGCAUCUAAUGAACCCAAACAUGGUGAAAAGAGAAAAGAAUAUGAUGCAGAAGACUCUGAUUACCUCAGCCACAGCGAAGAUCUCCAAGAUGAGUAUGCCGACAUAAGGAAGCCGCCAACUGGACGUGGUGAAAGAACAAAGCGAGGUCGGGCUGCAGAAGUUCAUAACUUGUCAGAAAGACGGAGGAGGAACAGGAUUAAUGAAAAAAUGCGUGCACUACAAGAGCUUAUACCGAACUGUAACAAGGUGGACAAAGCUUCAAUGCUUGAAGAGGCCAUUGAAUAUCUUAAAACUCUUCAGAUGCAAGUUCAGAUCAUGUCCAUGGGGAGUAGGCUGUACAUGCCACCUCCUAUGAUGUUCCCCCCUGCAAUGCAACACUUGCGCGGACCAAUGGUGGCUCAUUUCCCCUCGGUAGGUGUUGGAGUGGGCACCAGCAUGGGAUUAACCCCAGGUUGUCCAAUGAUUCCAAUUCCACCGAUGCAUGCACCACAGUUUCCUUGCACUCCAAGUUCAGGGCUAUCCUGCAUGAACGGAAUACCAGGACCUAUAAAUCCUUCAAUGUUUGGAGUCCACGGUCAGGGAUUUCCAGUUCUGAUGCCCAGGCCCCCGCAAUUUGGUACUUUAGCAGGACUUUCUCUGAAUAUGAAUGCUGAGCCCGAUGGACAUACAAACAAUGCUGUUGGAAUUACCAGUGAUCAUCAACAGCAGCAGAACUUAAAUGGAGAACCAAACGCAAGUACAGAUAAAACACAUAUUCAGAUAACAAAAGAUUGCCUAUGAUGAUCAGUAGUGGCAGAGAGAAAAAGCUCCACAUCUCGAUCCAAGUAGAUAGAUGGAGUAUUCAGGCCGUUCAAAAGUGGUUAACAGGUUCCAGUUUUUAGUCAUUUGCAAUUAACACCGCUUGCGGAUGGACACUCCAUGGAAAAGAUGGUGCAUUAAAUUGCCAGACCUAAUCUCAAACAAGUUAGCAUUGCUGCUCUGGCAAAUGUAACUAGUGAAAACAUCACUUAUCAUUAUGCACCCAACAUAAUGAUUUGUCACUGUCAUCGUCUACAAAUCCUUCUCUAGCACUAUACCCGUAUUUUUGGUUAUUGAAUGCUUGCAUUUAUGUGGCUAA
This is a messenger RNA of Zingiber officinale, 2641 nucleotides long. Its product is annotated as transcription factor PIF3-like. Gene Ontology annotation, molecular function: DNA-binding transcription factor activity; protein dimerization activity. The record is from RefSeq and is a predicted model, not a curated record. The transcript has 9 exons. Bases 376 to 2304 code for a protein of 642 amino acids. Gene Ontology annotation, biological process: regulation of DNA-templated transcription. Lineage: Eukaryota; Viridiplantae; Streptophyta; Magnoliopsida; Zingiberales; Zingiberaceae.